AUGACAACGACAAAAGCUGGUUGCGACAUGGAUGGUCCUGUCCAGCGGUUUCAGAGCCACCAGAUCAGCUUGGGAUUCUCCACACCAAGGCUGCUCUUCUGCCGGCAAAUGGGUUUAGACAUGGAUCUUGAACUUCUUUCAAAAGAUGGAACGGAGAGGUGUUUUGAGAUGAGCAAAGCUGACAAGUACGCGCUGCGAGUAAAUGAACACCAGGCCAUAGAUAAUUCUUCCUUGUUUUGGUUAUUUGGUGAAGAAACGUUUCCGGAAAUGCGAAUGACGAUAAGAUUAGCCAAAAUAAAUUGUGGCAUUUCAUGUUCCUGGGAGUGUACCGAGGGUAGUGUGGCUGAGCUGAUUUUCCACAAUAUUGCUCUUCGAAAAGAAAUCCAGAGCUUGAAUGAAGAAAAUGCUAAUCUCAAGGAGGAAAACAACCACCUUAGGCAAAUGCAAUCGGGCAUUCCGAAAACGGUUGAAGCUGUGUCAGACCAACUGACGACAUCGGUGUCUGAUGUUAACAUGUCCUCGGUGUGCGAUGACACCGUUUCCACCUACUAUAAUCCAGUACCCGGGGUGAACACAAUCCUCUCCUGUGUCGAAAGGGAGGUUCCCAUUGACACUGGGCCCACACCGACCUUGACUGUGAACGUACGUCAGAAGAUGGACCAGAUAAGACAGAUGUUCUAUGAGGACGACAGCGAGCGGCAGCACCAGGAGACGCUCACCAUAAAGACGUCCACGGUGGGAGGAACGAGCAUUGCUUCCACCCCCAAACCCUCCACUCCGCUCUACAUUCACAAAGACGUCCCUCUCGAGGUGCUCCCUGGCCGCUGUCUAGGCGGGCUUCAGACGCACAAAGAUGAGUCCCCGCCCCUUCAGUUCGUGCGGUCAGAGAAGCCGUUAGGCUUGCAGAUAUUCAAGGACCCUGAGGGUUUGGCGGCAUGCGAGACUGAGCCAAAGCGACCGCGCCAGCCACUGCGGACGAUCACUCAGACGUCGCCUUUGAGCCACCCACCCCCACCCUCCUCUGAUGAGGAGAAUCUGGGCUUCGUGGCGGUGACGCGGGCGGCCGCCCGGAUUGACUCGGCCGGAGCAACAGUCCCCACUUUUACUCUACCUAUCGUUUUCGACCCCCCCUGUGCUUCCACUUCUGUUUUCACUCGGAGUCUCGCUCCCUCUCCUCCAUCCGCCCCUCUUAACCCUAGUACAAGGGUCCAACCGGAACAGCCCCAGCAACUGAAGGCGGAGAGUGAUCACAUGGUACUGGAGAUGAAUAGCCCACCGCCAUCACCGAGCAGACCAAAUACCCCACUGGCCGACGCCUUCAGCAAAUUCGUCCACAGUCCUGAUGCACGCGGACGGUUGCGCAUCGACGCGACUAAGUUCAUUGACGCCUUCCUCUCCACAAAGGCGGUUAAGACAAAGGACUCAGAGAAUAAACGACCACCUAUCUUAUAG
Echinococcus granulosus is the source of this 1452-nucleotide messenger RNA. RefSeq lists its product as hypothetical. The transcript is spliced from 10 exons. The record is from RefSeq and is a predicted model, not a curated record. Bases 1 to 1452 code for a protein of 483 amino acids. NCBI's taxonomy places the organism in Eukaryota, Metazoa, Platyhelminthes, Cestoda, Cyclophyllidea, Taeniidae.